UGGGAUCCAUCAGGGGACAGGAAAGGGGCUGAGGGUGGCCUCGAGCGUGGAUUGGGGGCAGGCAGGCUGCAGUCCAAGCCUUUGAUUCCCAAGCUCUGUGAACGGUCCCCCGCCCCACCCCUGCCACAUGGCCCAGCCACCCAUACCUGGGGUUAGGAGAUAGGCCAGCCUUGUUGUCUCCUCCAAAGGGAGGCGACCCAUUUGCUUUACCCUUUUGCCUUUGCAGAGACCUUGAUCCUCACGCAAGGCAAGCAGCACUCCCUGUGAGCUCAUGAGACAGCCCCAAGUGCCAGUAGGAAGGAGGUCCCCUCCCAUAUGGGGCUGCCUGAGCUGGGCCCCUCCCACCUUCCCCAGGGUCCCUGGGCUCUGCAGGCAGUCAGAAGUGGGAGCCGUAGCCCAGCUCGGGACUGAAGAGGUUAAUGUGCAUCUGCCUGCGACUGUUAAUGUGUCUAGGUGAUGUCAGUGGGAGCCGGGAAGGAGGGAGUGGGGAGGGCACUUGGGCUUGGAGGCGGCAGAGGCUGUCAGGCUGCCGAGGAAGACCCCCUUCCGGACUGCAGGACUGCAGCUCGUGCUCCGGGACAAGGCGGGUGCCAGAGGCUGCCGCAGCCUGCGUGGGUGGCCGGGAGCUCAACUCAGCAGCGACCAGCGACCAGCACCAGCUGGAUGGACCUGGAAGCCUCGUUGCUGCCCACCGGCCCCAAUGCCAGCAACACCUCUGAUGGCCGGGAUAACCUCACCUCGGCGGGGUCGCCUCCUCGCACAGGGAGUGUCUCCUACAUCAACAUCAUCAUGCCCUCGGUGUUCGGUACCAUCUGCCUUCUGGGCAUCAUCGGGAACUCCACGGUCAUCUUCGCGGUGGUGAAGAAGUCCAAGCUGCGCUGGUGCAGCAACGUCCCCGACAUCUUCAUCAUCAACCUCUCGGUGGUGGAUCUCCUCUUUCUCCUGGGCAUGCCCUUCAUGAUCCACCAGCUCAUGGGCAAUGGUGUCUGGCACUUUGGGGAGACCAUGUGCACCCUCAUCACUGCCAUGGAUGCCAACAGUCAGUUCACCAGCACCUACAUCCUCACCGCCAUGGCCAUCGACCGCUACCUGGCCACAGUCCACCCCAUCUCCUCCACCAAGUUCCGGAAGCCCUCUGUGGCCACCCUGGUGAUCUGCCUCCUGUGGGCCCUCUCCUUCAUCAGCAUCACUCCCGUGUGGCUCUAUGCCAGGCUCAUCCCCUUCCCCGGGGGUAAGGUGGGCUGCGGCAUCCGCCUGCCCAACCCGGACACUGAUCUCUACUGGUUCACCUUGUACCAGUUUUUCCUGGCCUUUGCCCUGCCCUUCGUGGUCAUCACGGCCGCCUACGUGAGGAUCCUGCAGCGCAUGACAUCCUCGGUGGCCCCUGCCUCCCAACGCAGCAUCCGGCUGCGGACAAAGAAGGUGACCCGCACGGCCAUCGCCAUCUGCCUGGUCUUCUUCGUGUGCUGGGCACCCUACUACGUGCUCCAGCUGACCCAGCUGUCCAUCAGCCGCCCAACCCUCACCUUCGUCUACCUGUACAAUGCGGCCAUCAGCCUGGGCUACGCCAACAGCUGCCUCAACCCUUUCGUGUAUAUCGUGCUCUGCGAGACGUUCCGCAAACGCUUGGUCUUGUCAGUGAAGCCUGCAGCCCAGGGGCAGCUUUGCACUGUCAGCAACGCUCAGACAGCUGAGGAGGAGAGGACAGAAAGCAAAGGCACCUGACACUUCCCCUGCCACCCUGGACACCUCGAAGUCAGGACACCCCAGCAAACCACGGGGAGAGAUGCUGAGAAAAACCCCAAGACUGCUCUGGGGGGAUGUGGGGAGACUGGGUAGUGAGGGGUUGUUGCAACCAAAUAAAUACAUUUCAUGGGGCCCACGAAUUGCUGGGGAGGCUUGGAGCCAGGUUUGGGAGCUUCAGACUUCAGAAAUCCCCUUGGAGAAGCAGGAUGAGGCCUUUGGUGAGAACAGAAACUGAGUAAGAAGAACAUUUUGGCUUGAAUGUUCAGUUGAGUCCUGUGUCUGUUAGCUCCCAAAUGGCUUUUUCCAAGGGAAGAGAUGGAAGGCUCCUGGCUGGGUUCGUUUAAAUCAGGCAGGGCCACAUUGCACAAGGCCCGGGGAGGUGGGAGAAGUGGCGAGGCUCCUUCCUGUCUCAUUGGUAUGAUGGAAGGCAGUCUCUCUCCCAAGCCGGUGGAUGAUGAAAAACGAAGC
Messenger RNA from Propithecus coquereli (Coquerel's sifaka), 2214 nucleotides. It is a transcript of the gene MCHR1, whose product is annotated as melanin-concentrating hormone receptor 1. Gene Ontology annotation, molecular function: melanin-concentrating hormone receptor activity; neuropeptide binding. Gene Ontology annotation, cellular component: membrane; neuron projection. Lineage: Eukaryota; Metazoa; Chordata; Mammalia; Primates; Indriidae. The record is from RefSeq and is a predicted model, not a curated record. Gene Ontology annotation, biological process: neuropeptide signaling pathway.